Molecule: messenger RNA, 719 nt
Organism: Nanorana parkeri
Lineage: Eukaryota; Metazoa; Chordata; Amphibia; Anura; Dicroglossidae
Gene: TRNAU1AP
Product: tRNA selenocysteine 1 associated protein 1
Exons: 7
Biological process (GO): selenocysteine incorporation
Cellular component (GO): nucleus
Molecular function (GO): tRNA binding
Source: RefSeq, a predicted model, not a curated record
GGGAAGAGCAGGAGAAGGGAAGGGAGCAGUAAAGAUGGCGAGCCUGUGGAUGGGAGAUAUCGAUGAGUCCAUGAACGAAGUUUUCAUAACGCAGGCCUUUCAGGCAAUGAGGGAGACGGUGCGCAGCGUGAAGAUCAUACGCAACCGAUUCACGGGGGCUCUGGCCGGUUACUGUUUCGUUGAGUUCUCCGACCAAGCUGCAGCGGCACGAUGUCUGAUGACUGUCAACGGGAAGACCAUCUCCGGAACCAAUCCCCCUAAGAGGUUCAAGCUGAAACACGCGCUGUACACCAAGCCGUCCGAGCCCAACCCCAGCCCUCCAGUACGGAACCCGGCGGCAGAGUACGUGCAAGCGUUCAAUUACUACACCCAGCAGUUCCAGCAAAUGCUCUCCAACUGGAAGUACGACCCCAAAAGCAGCGCUUACAGCUAUCAGCAGUACGGCUACACCCCCAUUUAAAGUGGGCCUGAGGAAAAGGCGUCCUCUUUAUCUUCUUCCCUUACAGAUCCCAUCCCCCAGCUGGACGUGAACGAGGCCAACAACGAGUUCAUGGCACAGAGCGAGGAGCUGUACGAGGCUUUGAUGGACUGCCAGUGGCAGCCGCUGGACACCGUCACCUCCAAGGUCCCCUCCGAGGUCCCCUCCGAAGCCUGACCGCCUCCAUAUUGGCCCCGCUGUCCUAUAGACUGUGCUCUGCGUUGUAUCCCCUUAUGGGGAG